UUUAGCCGUCGUAGGGUGUGUAGUCAACUCCGGUUAACCAACCGGAGAAUCCAUUUUCCUUGCCAAUUAGCUUUAAAGCGGUGAAAUUCUAAAAUUAGACAAUCGGAGCAAAGGAGCGUAGAAGCAUGGAGUCAGCCACUAUACGCGUCCAAAAAUUUUCACGGUCGGGGCGACCCAUAAAACCAAAAAUUUUUGAAGAUGGAGCGAUUUUCUGGUCUUGCAAAACAAUGCAGACAUCACCUGAGACAGAUGUACGAUUAGAAGGCAACUGGACUGUGAAUAUUGAAAAACUUGACUAUGAUGCUGAUACUGAAAACGGGACCCAGUUUGAUGAUUCUGUCGAUAACUUAACAAAUCCUGAGGCUGCUAAUAAAGAAAAUAAUACAAAUUCUCUUAAUGAUGCUAAAAAGAAGUUGUCUUCAGACAGUGAGGCUGAGCUGCACAAAGACAAAUUACUUACUGGUGAGCUCUCAGAUACUGAUACGAGCGAUGAAGAGGGAAGGUGCGAGAAGAUAACAACCUGCUCGAGGCCAAAAGAGAAGAGGAGAAGAAUCAAGGCGGUUAACUCAAGUUCAGAUUCUGAUGAAGAUGCUAAAAACAAAACUGUUGAUGGUGAAAGUCCUAUGAAAGGAAGGAAGAAAAUCAAGCACAUGUUAAAAGACGAGGAGCUGGAAGAAGGAACCAAAGAAGCUGCAAAAGAGGAGGAAGAACGUCUUAAACGAAUUGCUCCUAGGCAAAAAAUGUAUGAAGAACUCUAUGAUAAUGUUCAAAAAGAAUUUGCUGUCUCGGAUCAAUUAAUCCUUGAUUUUGAUGAAGAAACAAAGGAGCCUCUUGUGGAAGUGAAUAAAUCUCUUGUGAAGAAAUUGAAACUCCAUCAGGCAAAAGGUGUAAAGUUCAUGUGGGAUGCUUGUUUUGAAUCCUUGAAAAGAACAAAGGAACAAAGCAACAAAGGAUCUGGAUGUAUUUUAGCUCACUGUAUGGGACUGGGAAAAACAUUUCAGGUUGUUACUCUUGUACACACACUAUUUAAACAUCCAGAAACCAAUGUUAACACUGUUCUGGUUGUUUGCCCUGUCAGCACAGUUCUUAAUUGGGUAAAUGAAUUUGAUAAGUGGCUUAGUGGAGUUGAGGAGGGACCCAGUAUCGGAGUUCAUGAAUUGACAAGGUGCAAGCAAAAUAUGGACCGUUCUUAUCGGUUGAGAGAAUGGAGGGAAGAAGGUGGGGUGAUGGUAAUUGGAUAUGAUAUGUAUCGUAAUCUUACCAACCCAGAUUCAAAACGAUUCAGACCCUCUAUUAUGAAAACAUUCCAAGAAAGCCUUGUUGAUCCUGGCCCAGAUUUGGUUAUAUGUGAUGAAGGACAUCUACUGAAAAAUGAAGAUACUGGUAUUUCUAAAGCUAUGACUAGAGUUAAGACUCUUCGUCGUGUAAUUCUCACUGGUACACCCCUUCAAAAUAACUUGAAAGAAUAUCAUUGCAUGGUGCAGUUAGUGAAACCUAAUCUCCUUGGUAAUAGGAAAGAGUUCCUUAACAGGUUUGUUAAUCCUAUUACCAAUGGACAGUUUGAAGAUUCAACUGCCCAUGAUGUAAGAUGCAUGAAAAGGAGAGCUCACGUUCUUCAUAAAACACUUGAGGGAUCUGUUCAGCGGUUUGAUUACUCUGUUUUGACUCCAUUUUUGCCUCCAAAAGAGGAGUAUGUGAUAUCCAUUCGAAUCUCAGAUUUGCAAGAGAAACUUUACAAACAUUACUUAGAGCAUUUCUCAAGCAGAGGUUACCAGGGUAAAGGAGCGCAGUUGUUUGCUGAUUUCCAGAGUUUACAGAAGAUUUGGACUCAUCCUCGAGUCUUGAAAAUGUCUGCUGAACGGAAUGAUCUAAAAGCAGAAAAAGAGGAUGAAGAGAUGAGAGAUUUUAUUGAUGAUGGAGAUGAAAGUGAUAGUAAUACUACUGAAAUAUCAGCUUCGUCGAAGUCGUCUGAUGAUGAUGAUGUAGUAUGCCUCAGUGAUGGAUCAAAUAAACAGAAGAAGAAAUCAAAAGAAUCGAAGAACGUUGGGAGGAAGACCAGGUCAAACAAAACUGAAGAUAUUGAAGACCCUGAACCUCCCGCACCAACAAAGCAUGGAGAGUGGUGGGAGACUUUCGUCCAAGAGAGUGAUCUGGAAGACCUGAGAGCUAGCCCUAAGAUACAGAUACUGUUUUCUAUUCUCAAGGACUGUGAAGAAAAGAAAGAGAAACUGCUCGUUUUUAGUCAAUCGUUAUUUUCAUUGGACAUUAUUGAGUAUUUUUUGGCAAAAAUUGAUACUGCAACAAAGAACGAUGAUGUCAAUGAGCUCGUUGACGGUCAUCGCGGGUCUUGGUCACUAGGCAAAGAUUAUUUCCGUCUAGAUGGUUCAACUCCAACUGAAACACGUAGUACCUCGUGUAACAUUUUUAACAGAACAAGUAAUCUUAGAGCAAGACUGUUUUUGAUUUCAACUCGAGCUGGUGGUCUUGGAAUCAACCUUGUGGCUGCUAACAGAGUUAUAAUAUUUGAUGCAUCCUGGAAUCCAUCUCAUGAUGUGCAGAGUAUUUUUAGGGUCUAUCGUUUUGGACAAAAAAAGCCUUGCUUUAUCUACAGAUUCCUUGCUCAGGGUACAAUGGAAGAGAAAAUUUAUGAGGGACAGGUCACCAAAUUGUCAUUAGCUGGUCGAGUUGUAGAUGAACACCAGAUUGAGAGAUAUUAUAAAAUGGCAGACCUGCAGGAAUUGUAUCAGUUCACUCCAGCAGACCGUUCUACAUUUGAGUCACCAAAACUCCCAAAGGAUCGAUUGUUUGCUGAAAUUCUAAAACAACAUGCUGCAUUAAUUGUGAAAUACCAUGAGCAUGACUCUCUUCUAGAAAACAAGGAAGAAGAAGAGCUAAGUGAAAAAGAAAGGAAAAAAGCAUGGGAAGAUUAUGAAAAGGAGAAGAAGGGACCAGAGUCGUCUUCAAAGCAUCUGACAUCACAAUGCCCGCACUGCAAAUUGGCAUUAAAAAAUUGGCUUACUUUUGAAAAACAUGUUAAGAAUUGUAGGGGGGUGAAAGAGAAAGACCCCAAAGAUAAGACCCCACCUGAAGAUGACGACAAAGAGAGAAAGUGAAUCAUAUGCUUGACCUUAUUCAAGGGAACUCGAGCAUUGAGGGAACACAUGGAGGUUUACCAGCCAAAAAAAGGGCCAAGUCAUGUAUGUAGGGACGUAUGUAGGCCUACGUACACCGGAUGAGUAUCGGUGUACAAGUGGUGCCGAAGAACAAUGGCGAGCGAGUACCCCCGGUGGAGGUUUCUGAGGACGCUUUUGACGCGUGGUUGGAUGCUUGCAGCGUCUAAGGGUAAUAUUAUGCCAAACCACUGUUAACCAAAGACCCUUUAGUCAUUAAGCACUGUUCUGGCAACAUUUUCAUUAAUAUUGUGACUUCAUUUGUAUCACAGAUGUUUUAUUUUUUCCUAUUUUUUCAUAAAAAUAUAUAUAUAUGUAAUAUUCCAUUAAGGAGAUUUUUGAAAUCAUCAUCAGAGCAUGUUACAGAAGAAUAUACUUGCCAUUUCUAGUUUUAAGUAUAAUUUACCUUAGGUAAACUUCAGCUGAAGUAUUUCUUCUAUCCGUCCUUGUCUUGUUAGUUAGUUAUUUUGGAGGAAAAGAAUAAUCAAUGAAAUGAGUCAUGGCAGAAAAACAACAGAGAACAGAGUAUCAUGUCAUUGGUAUGCAAAGCCUGGUUGUAUUAUAUGUGUUGUGCUGGAACGAAUGCUGUGAUAUGUCCUCUCCUAUUGUUUUUCUGCUGUGUUAAAUUGUCAUUAGUAUAAGGUGAUGAUUCUUUUGUAAAGUAAGUUAAUGGUGUUGAAUGUAAAUGCCAUUGUUAAUGAGUGGUAGGGAAACCAGUUGUGCAGCCUGACAUAAUACUGUUACUGUUCUUGGUGGUUUUCCUGCACAUUGUGCUAAUACAUUAGCACAGCAGAAAAACAAUGGAGAACAGAGUGUCAUGUCAUUGGUGCGCAAAGCCUGGUUGUAUUAUAUGUGGUAUGCUGGAACGAAUGCUGUGAUAUGUCCUGUCCUAUUGUUUUUCUGCUGUGUUAACUUGUCAUUAGCAUAAUUGUUAUUCUCCUGAAAUUAUUAAUCUAUACGGGUAUAAAUGUUACUUCCAAUAAUUAUGUCUUAGACUGAGUAGCUUUUUAGUUUCAUAUUAAAAGACUGAAAUAUUCCAAC
Messenger RNA from Frankliniella occidentalis (western flower thrips), 4211 nucleotides. Its product is annotated as transcriptional regulator ATRX homolog. The transcript is spliced from 20 exons. Gene Ontology annotation, cellular component: nucleus. Lineage: Eukaryota; Metazoa; Arthropoda; Insecta; Thysanoptera; Thripidae. Bases 126 to 3113 code for a protein of 995 amino acids. Gene Ontology annotation, molecular function: ATP hydrolysis activity; ATP-dependent chromatin remodeler activity; ATP binding. The record is from RefSeq and is a predicted model, not a curated record.